Molecule: messenger RNA, 8503 nt
Organism: Spirometra erinaceieuropaei
Lineage: Eukaryota; Metazoa; Platyhelminthes; Cestoda; Diphyllobothriidea; Diphyllobothriidae
Source: the annotation of a GenBank genome assembly
AUGGUCGAAAGUGGUGUCCCCCAGGGUUCGGUACUGGGACCCAUUUUGUUCCUUAUCUACGUGGACGAUGCCGGAAGAGAUUUGGACUGUGAAGUAGCAAUGUUUGCGGACGACAAGAAGAUAUGGAGUGUAAUUCGUGGUCCUGCCGAUGAAGACAGACUGCAGAUGAACCUGAAUCGGUUGGAGGAGUGGUCCAACCGUUGGCUCCUGCGGUUCAACGUUGCCAAAUGUAGCAUACUUCGCCUAGGCAACACAGCCAGAUCCGCCAGCACAAUUCAAUUCAAUUCAAUUAUUUUAUAAAAGACCCGUCGGGGUCCCAUCAAAGCAAGUAAAAAUAAAUUUAAAUGCAGAUUUUAGACGAUGUAGGCAAAAUCUGCACAAAGUGCAAUGCAUAGUUUUUGAGGUUAGAAGUCCGUUAAGCAAAACGAAAAUGAAAAAAAAAACGAGGGGUGAAAAAAAACUCCAAAGCAAAAUUUAAAAAUGAUUGUAGUAAUUUAACAGGAGAAAAAAAACCCUCAGAAAAAUAGCAUCAGAAAAAAAAGGGAGAAUUGGCCUGCAUGUGGCGGUACAAAAUGGAAUAAAGCCCGACAUCAACAUGGCCGAAAUAGAUGUCAGCUGUAUAUGGCAUUGUGUAACGGAUUUCAUAAAAUGGUACGUAGGCGGGUCGGUCAGGACUGGCCUGUAUCGCCUUGAAUAAGAAAAAUAAGUGGCGAAAUUGAAAAACAGUCUCGAGCUGAUAGGAACCCAGAGACGGUCAGUUUCAUUCAACCGAGUCCAUCCGAACAUGGGGUGAGAUGCGACCAGACUACUAGUAUAUGGCGAAUAUAGAAGGCUUUGUCAAGACCGCCGAUGGAGCGCAUUCUGUAAGGGCAUGAUGACAACCAGUCACGAGGCGACAAGAACCCAGAUGCGGUCGGUUUCAUUCAACCGAGUCCAUCCAAACAUGGGUGGAACAUGGGGGGAAGGGAGAUGCGACCAGAUUACUAGUAUAUGGCGAAUAUAGAAGGCUUUGUCAAGACCGCCGAUGGAGCGCAUUCAGUAAGGGCACGAUGACAACCAGUCUCGAGGCGACAAGAACCCAGAUACGGUCGGUUUCAUUCAACCGAGUCCAUCCGAACAUGGGUGGAACAUGGGGGGAAGGGAGAUGCGACCAAACUACUAGUAUAUGGCGAAUACAGAAGGUUUCGCCAAGAGCGUCGAUGGCGCGCAUUCUGUGAGGGCACGAUGCAUGAACUAAAAAAUUGGAAUAAUUAACAUUUCUGGUGAGGGAUCUUAGGUAGCGAGACUACUCAUAAAGAAAGGAAACGUGAACAGAUACGGAAAUUUAAUAGCGGCAUGCUAAAUUCCCGGUGGCCCUUUCUCAGUGUCAUAGAAAAAGUUGUCUGGGAAGGAUGAGGAAAAUAAAAGUUUAAUCGAGUCAGUAUUCAGAUAAAUGCGUAGCCUUCUCUUAAAGGUGUGUAGAUUUUCUGAAGAUCUUAUAUUUAUUGGAAGGUUAUUCCAGAGGAAAGUGUACCUGGAAGCGAAAAAAGGGAGCGCUUAGAGGUGGAGGACGCUGGAAGAGGUAUAAUUAGAGACGAGUUGCGAAGAUUGUAUGGGCGACUACUAGGGGUAAGUGUUGAAAUCCGAGGAAAAUUUGAACUAUGAUUAAUGCGAAAGAGGAGACAGAGGCCCGCUUCUAGUCUUCGAACCCAUAAAAAUUUUAGGUUAGUUAGUUGGCACCUAUCUGAGUAGGAGAUAUUGGGAUGUUCCCUAUCCAAAAGUUUUUUUGAAAAACGUCUUUGGACAUUUUCAAUUUUUAAACGACUGGCUUCAUUCAUCAAACCAAAGAAUGGGCAACAAUACUCGAGAAUGGGAAGUACAAACAUACGAUAGAGCCUUAAUUUAAUUUCAGGAAGAUAGAAAUUGUAAGAAAUACAGCCACAAAUCUGGGCAGCUUUGGUUGUAAUUCUGUCAGCGUGCGGCGAGAGAUCAAGAUUACUAGUGUAGCUUAAACCUAAAUCCUUGAUGGUGGUACAUUCAGUCAUAGGUGUUGCUUGAAAGACCACAGGUUGGGGUAGCCUAUCAGGUGCAGCCCUACAAGAGGUCGAAGCCCAAAAGGACCUCGGUGUGCUUACGACGAGUUCCCUAAAACCAUCCGCCCACUGUUCGAGGGUGGCAAAAACCGCAAUGUCCGUACUGUACGCCAUCAAGCGUGCGUUUAUGGACUUUGACGAAGAAGCCUUCUCUAAGACAUUCGGAACAUUCGUCCGGCCGCAUUUAGAGUACGGCAUACAAGCUUGGAGGCCGUGGGGUGUUGUGGAUCAAAACUGCCUCGAAAGAGUCCAGAGGAGAGCCACGAAGAUGGUCAGGGUUCAAAGCUCCUUUCCUUAUGCGACCCGCCUAGUAAAUCUGAACCUCUUUUCUUUGAGUUACAGGCAACUUCGCGGAGAUCUCUUGCAAGCCUUCCGCAUUGUAAAGGGGUUGGAUUGCAGUCUGGCCUUCGAGGACUUUUUUGAAUUUGCUACCACGACCAACCUCCGAGGUCACCCGUUAAAACUGCGCACACAGCAGGCACGGCUGGAUGUGCGGAAGUUCUCCUUCUCGGUUCGGGUGGUCAAACAGUGGAAUGAGCUUCCCGCAGAUGUUGUGAUGUCACCAUCUAUACAAAGUUUUAAGAAGAAUCUGGACAUAUUUAUGUUCCGAAAUGACCGAGAGCGAUGAGAAGUCGAGCUCACCCCCUGUAACUCCUUCUCAUUUUGUCCCACCAUUAUGGGCGUGUUCGAACUAUUUCAGCCCAGAACAUCUAUCUGUACACCACACAUUUUUUACGUUGCAAAUUGGGUACUCAAUGGCUUACGCCUAUUUCCCUCAAUAAACUGAACUGAACUGAACUGAACUGAACCGUCUCGGGCAGGUUACUCCACGGUUCUAAGACACGGUUGGAGAAAAAAUAUUUUCUCACAUUCAGUCUACCCUGUGGCACACGUAGCUUGAAGGGAUGUCCCCGGAGGUGAGUUGUAGUGGCGAGUUGGAAAAAGUCAUCGCGCCGAAGGGCACAAUCCAAGCCGCGCACGAUACGGAAAGUUUGUAUCAUGUCUCCGCGCAGCAGCCUAUAACUCAGAGGAUAGAAAUUAAGGUUAGUUAAGCGGAUCUAGUAUGGCAGUGCGCUUUGACCUCAUAUUAAUUUUGUUGCUCGUCUCUGCACCCUUUCGAGCAGAUCGUAAUCCUGAUGCAUCCACGGUCUCCAGGCCUGAAUUGCACAUUCGAGAUGGGGCCUUAUAAACGUGCCGAAGACUUUGGUGAAGCAGUCUUCAUCGAAAACUACGAAUGCCCGCUUGAUGGCAUAUAGCAUUGAGGUUGCGGCCUUGGCCGCCUUACAGCAUUGUGUACAAGGCCUUAGGCUAUCUGCAACCCAAACUCCGAGAUAUUUCUGAGUUUCUGCUUCUCGGUGUGGCAUUCCGUUCAGAUGGUAUUGCCGCGUACUAGGGCUCUGAUUUCCGAGGCGCAGUAUGGUACACUUGUUCAAAUUGAAGGACAAGAGCCAUCUGCGGGACAACUCGUCCAAUCGACAAAGAUUUUCUUGGAAGUUGGUCUCAUCGGCGGCAUUCUGGAUGACUUUCCAGAUUUUUAUGUCGUCCGCAAACAUGUCGCAAUCGCAGUCCAACCCAUCUACACAAUCAUUGAUGAACAAGAGAAAGAGAGUUUGUCCGAGCACCGAACCUUGUGGGACCCCACUCUCUAUGAAUGUGCACCUUGAUUGCUGUUGUUCUACGCAGACAAUUUGGGAGCGGCCGACAAGGAAAUUUUCGAUCCGUUUGAGAAGUUUGCACCGAUGCCCAUAAUUCUCAACUUGUGUAGGAGACGCUGGUGCGGAACACUGUCAAACGCCUUCCGGAAAUCAAUAUAGGCAACAUGCGCGGUGUGUUUUGCGUCCAGUGGUCGUGUCCAACUUUGCAUUGUGUAUAGCAAGUUCGUAACACAUGAUCUUCCCCCACGGAAACCAUAUUGUGGAUCGGACAAGAGGUUGUGGGUUUCCAAGUUAGUCAUCAACUCCUUCUUGAUGGUUGUGGGAAGGGAGCUGACAGCGAUGUGAAAACAUGACUACGGUUAUUUUCAUCGACACGCGGUUGCACCACUUCCAUCCUGGGUCCACGCUAAUGGCGUUCACCUGAUAAAAAGAACUUUAUCAAAUCCCUGGUCUAAUCCACAGUUGCUUGAACUUAAUCGCAUCGCGGGUUUGUUUCUGCCGGAUGGCCAAUCACAUUUGCCCGAACGGGCAGCUGAAGAGGAUGAGUACAGAUCGAGAGCAUACCAUUUUUUACGGUAAGUCACAAUCAAUGAUAUCAAAAUAGUAACAUAUUAGGUAUCAUACUCUCUCUGAUUAUAAGAUAAUGUAGGUAGAUUGGCCGAUCGAUUUGUAUACUCCUAUUUAGUCUGGCAUAGCCUUUAAGCCGUCUCAUAUGGUCUUACGACAAUUAAUGUGUAUUUUUAGAAGGUUUUUAGUGUCUGCUGAGUUAGUUUAUGAGAAUGUGAAGAAGAGAGAAGAAAGCAUAUCUGUAUUUACGGCAUACUUAUGCAUUACGCCGUCCAUCACAUAUUUACUUGUUUUUUUUUCAAGGUCAUAUUCUAGCAUCACUCUAGUGACCGGGAUCACUAGAGUCCUUUCAAACCAAAUGUUGUACCGAAGAACUGACUUAGGAUGAGUUUGUUCAUAUUUAACAAUAAAUGUCUAUUACAGUUUAAGGGAAAUUAAUCGAUUUUUAUUUUAAAUAUUAUUAGGCUUUGACCUUUUAGAAAAGGAGUUGGAAGGGCAUUCCACAUAGUCACAUAUCUUAUGGGAUGUAUUUUUGAUCGUCGACCCUUUGUGGACUUAGGAUUCUUGUAAUGCCCUCGUUAUUUCUAAUGAUUUUAUGAAUGCUAUGGUUUGUUAGUAUAUGCAUUUUGAGAAUAUCUUGGCACGCGUGAUUUCGAACAGGAAAUUAAAGAAACUUGACAGUCUUCUUAUCCACAGGGGUCGAAAACCGUAUUUGCUGUACUGUCCCAAAUAAGAAACUGGAAUGUCAUCAAAUAUAAACAAAGAUUUGGCUUAGCAUCUCUAAGUACCUCCUAGGUUCUUUCGACUGUCUAAGGGCAUUAUGUAAAAGAAAAUUGUGCAGUAAUCUAGGAGCGGUUGAGGGUAGAUUUUAUAAAGUCGUCUUUAGUGCAUUUAACGUGGAAUUUUCAUAUAUGAAACCGCACAGGUGAGUGGCUUCGGUGACAAUUGUUUAACAUGGGGAGAGGGGAGUGGGGAGGUCGAAAGUAUGUGUAUAACUCAGGCCCAAGUCAUGUGUUGGUUGGGCUUCCAUUAUUUCAUUACCCUCGAAAAUUUUGAGGGAAGUAUUUGUGGACCAAAUGUCAGCAGAUGGCAUUUGCCAUUGACUGCUAUAUUCGCUACGUUUAUAAGAUCGAUUUCAAUUGUUCUGUACAUACUGGCUACUGAGUGCUCAGUAUAUUCAUAUGCGAGUUUAAGGUCGCCGUCAUAUAAAAAUGACGUAGGCGGGAUUGAUAUGGGCGAUAAGUCGUUGUUAAAUUUGAGAAAUAAAAUGGAACCUAAGAUAGUGUCCCAAAGUACGCACUGAUUAUAUGAGACAGUUCCAUGACCAUGUAUUGCUUUUAUACUACCUGAUAUUAAUUUUUAAGUUUGCAUUUGAAAAGAUCGAGGAGAGUGUGUCGAAUUUCAUGACUCACUAGCUUUAUUAUUAAUUUUUUAUGGGGAACUUUGUCAAAUGUAUUGUUAAGAUGGAAGUAUGCUGCAGCUACCGUGUUACCGUCAUCUCUGUUGCUAAAUAAGAAUUCUAAAAAAAGUGAGAUGGCAGGACUGACACGACUUUUUAGGUAAAAAGGCAUGCUGAGAGUGUUUUUUUAAGUGGUUUAGCAUUUGUUUGUAAACGAGUUUUUCGAGGAUAUUUGCUAUUACCGCUGUUCGGUGAACACCACGAUAGCUUUGGGUAUCAGGUCGGUUUUCAUGUUUAAGGAGUGGUGCAGUGAUCGCAUAUUUUGAAAUGUCAAGAGAAGUUGCAUUUGAUUGGACUAAGACGGAUAGCAUAGAGGGGGUAUUGGAACGUUCAUUAUAUGCUUCAGUAUACAUUUUAGGAUUCCAUCUGUUCCAUAAACUAAAUAAAUAAAUAGAUUAUUUUAUUGAGUACCCGGAGGAUAAUUCGCAGCAAGUAAAAAUAAAUUUUUAAGUCAAUUUUAGAACAAGUAGGCGGAUCCUUCACAGAACUUAGUUCGCGGUCCUAGAAUAUGCAGUCAGUUAAUAAAAACGAACUGUGAGCAAUGAGAAAACUCCUAGUGAAAACGAAAAAAUGAAUAUGAUACAGACCUGGUCUGAAAUACUGGUCUGGAAUACUGUUCGUUUUCAUUUAGCCUCAUGCGUGCUACUGAGCGGAAGAAAAUAGAAUCCGUUCAACACUUUUUUACUAAGAGAAUUUUAACCCCGGAACACCGACAUUUGUCUUACCAAGAACGUUGCCGGCUUACAGGCCUCGAUCCUUUAUGGUUCCGUAGAUUACAAAAGGGACUAUUUUUGCUAUUUAAACUCUUAUAUAAUGACACAUUUAACCCGCUCUCCUCCUUAAGACAUCAUAUCCACCCACGACGUAACAGUCACCAUGAGGUCUUCUUAUUUCUGCCUCUGGCACGUACUGUUAAAUAUCGUCGGUUCUUUUCUGUAAAUGCAAUUGCCAUUUGGAAUAAACUACCCAUGAGUGUGAAAACUCUGCAAAAUUUUCCUUUAUUUAAGAGAACUAUUACUCGAUUUUUGCAUUCAGAAAAGCUCCCACAAAUUUUGGGUGCUGAAUCUACUGAUCGACUGUACCGUAGCGAUGGCGUUUGUGGUCUCUGAACACUAUGGCCGGUCUCACCAGCUGUUCCUCAACGCCUCUACUUUGACUAUCCCCAACUUCAUGAAAGGAAUUUGACGUCCGAUAAUCUCCGAUACCGUGCAACCUCCCCCCUUCUUGACGGUCGAUAUUCUACCACCGCAGACAGUUUUUUCUCCUGAGCCCUCCAAACCACAAAAACCACCAUCAACUAUAUUUUUAUGCCUUAAGCUCAGGAGUUUUUUUCACUUCUGGUCGGAUUUGUGUUUAAUCGCUUCCCUUGACAAUGCCUGUAAACUGGCAUUAAAUUAAAAAAUUUAAUUAAGACGUCCUUAAUCAAAAAUUCAACAAUUCACACCCCUCGCUAACGUUCUCUGCAGAGGUUGAGGCAAACAAUUAAAUCGCGUUCCUCGACGUUCUUCUGCACAGACAAGAGGAUGGGUCUAUCCAACAUAGGGUAUUCCGAAAGAAAACCUGGACGGGACAAUACAUUAAUUUUCACAGUUUUAUUCCCCUUAAUAUUUAACGCACUUGGGUCCAGGGAUUGGCAGCCAGAGUGCGACGUAUGCGCUUUCCUGAGACUGUGGAGGCAUAAAUCCAGCAGCUGCGGGAUACACUCCACGAAAACGGAUACCCAGAAAGAUUUAUCCUUCGAAAUAUAGGGGAGCGCACUGCAAAGCCUACCAUGGCAACUGCAGAAAACAAGGACUUAUUCAUAAGGCUGCCUUUUCAAGGGGACGCAGCAAGUGAACUAGUAAGAAGACGUCUGAGGGCAGCGAUCACUAGCGCUUUCCCCGCGGCGAACUUACGUGUGUGUUUCACUAACUUCCCCCUCCUACGCUUGGGAGGUAAAGACCGACUCCCGUUGCAGGCCACAUCGAUAUGUAUUUAUUCAUUCACUUGCUCCUGUGGAGCGGGAUACAUUGGCCGUACAAAGAGGCGCUUGGAAAAGAGAGUACGUGAACACAUACCGGCCUGACUAGGCAAAGGUGAGAAGAAAUCGAUACCGAGUUCUAUUCUCGCACAUCUUGUCGAUACGAAUCACCGAGAGGAUGCCAAAGAAGCCUUUCAGGUUGUGUACCGGACACCAGCAAGCUUCUCCAGAGGCCUACGCCAACGGGUGCUAGCUACGGCCGAGGCAGUGGCUAUACGACUAGGCAAUCCAGUGCUAUGCUGUCAGAAGACUCCGACACAGGCGCUCUGUCUUCCGUGGCCGACGCCGACCCCAACGUCGCACUAGCCUCCUGAUGCCAGGGUGUGUUUACAAGGUACCCGACGUACUCACAGCCUAUGGUCCCCCUCUCCCUCGCCCCCUUAACCCAAUGACCACGACACGCCGACCACGCCAUAGCACGCCUCGUCAUGCGAGUGGCGUGAGGACGAUGGAUGUUAAUUGUCCCCGAAUCAUUUAUAAGUCAUGUAAUUCGCAUAACUUAAACUUCUUUGUAACCAUUGUGGCCUGAUGAAGAGUUACUGAAAACACAUGUUCGCCAAUUUGACUGUUGGAAUAUGAAAUCGUCAACUUUUAAGAAGAAGAAGAAGAAGAAGAAGAAGAAGAAGAUGAUGAUGAUGAUGAUGAUGAUGAUGAUGAUGAUGAUGAUGAUGAUUAUGAAGAAGAAGAAGAAGAAGAAGAAGAAGAAAAACUGCCGCUCAUGGAGGAGUAA